Messenger RNA from Hyalella azteca, 1634 nucleotides. RefSeq names its product vesicle-associated membrane protein 4-like. Gene Ontology annotation, biological process: Golgi ribbon formation; vesicle-mediated transport. Lineage: Eukaryota; Metazoa; Arthropoda; Malacostraca; Amphipoda; Hyalellidae. Bases 215 to 655 code for a protein of 146 amino acids. The record is from RefSeq and is a predicted model, not a curated record. The transcript is spliced from 5 exons. Gene Ontology annotation, cellular component: membrane.
CUCUAAAGAACAAUACCACAAGCUCUGACCAAAGCACCAGAUGCCCAAGAAGGCUGGUGCUAAAAAUUCAACGAGAUUCAACGAGAGAUCAGUCGUCUUUGCCCUGUGCCGGUGCCUGUGGCGUUGUGGGAACUGGGAAGAUUGAAGUUGGGAACUUGGGACCUCUAGUUUCUGACUGCCAUUGACCAUUCUUACCGACAGCGUCCUACAUACAAUGUAUUCAUCGUCGAAAAGAAAAGUUGAUGAACAAGAUCUUGAAAAAUCUAAAGAUGAUGAGAAGGAAAGGCUCAUCAAUGUUGGAGACGAUGAAGAAGAAGAAGAGGAUGACUUCUUUCUCAAAGGGGCUGCAGCGAAGAAGUCGGUUCGGUUCUCUACAGACAAAAUGAAGGUUGUACAAGCGCAAGUAUCAGAGGUGACCAGUGCAAUGAGGGACAAUGUUGGGCGCCUUCUUGAGCGGGGAGACCAGCUUGAAGAACUCAGUGCACGUUCUGAUCACCUCGCCACUACUGCUGAUAGCUUCAGAAACUCAUCUGUACGACUCAGGCGCAACAUGUGGUGGCAGACCACUAAAAGCAGACUCGUCAUUGGGUGCACUCUGAUCAUACUUGCACUCAUUGUAUUUGUGCCAAUCAUUAUCAAGUACCAUAGGGCCUGAAGAAUGCUUUUGCCUCUGGGCCUUCCACGUGCUGUACAGCAUAAGAUCUGCACAUCAAUGUGAACAGGAUGCCAACAAUGUUGCACCGUCAUAGAUCUGAUAGAUCAUAUUAGAUCUAUUAGAUAGAUAGAUCUAAUCAUAGUCCCUGCAAGUACAUCUCUGUUAUUCAUUGUGACACCUACUCAUCAAACUAAGUUUCACCCGAGAUAAGUUUUAGAAUUAAGCAGUGACUUACAUAAAGGUUUAUUAUUCACCCAUUCUUAAUAGCUGUGGUGCACAGCCAUCUCAACUCUACUGACAUUCAUCCUUCCUAGAUUUGUUUAUAUUAUAAAGUCACAGAUUAUCAUUCCAUCAUUUUUUCUAUGAAACAUAUCAUCUGAGAGUUAAACAAUGAGGAUAUGAGUGCUUCUGGUGUUCUAAAGUCUUAUGGUAUUUUGUAGCAUUUGUUGCUGUUUUAUGUUAGAUCAGUUGUAUGAUGGAACACUAGUCAUACUCUGUUAACAAUGAAAAAUUAUAUUUGCUCUGAAUGCAUGCACACUUCGCAUUGUUAAAUGGUUGUUAGACAUUAUAAAAAAAGUUAUUAAAAAAUACUAAAACAUGACACCUCCAUUAUAUAUAUUUUACUUGAUGUCCCUACUGAGAGAUAGAGAAAAAUAUGGAUGUAAGUUCAGCUCUAUAAUAUAUUGCUUUGCCUAAUCCUUACUUGUUUAAUGAAGCAUUUUAUUUUCUGAAUGCUUAUUCUUUGAUUGAAUUGCUUGGAAGAUUUUUAUUAGUUGUCUUGAUUAUCUAGGCUCCACUAUUUUUGCUGAUAUGCUUUUUUCAGCAAGUGUUCCAGUAAACAAUUCAACUGAACUCAUAUUUGCUGUUAUGUGCACUUGCUCUAAUUAAAAUUAUUUUGCCAAUGCAUUCUCUCAAGUGAGUUUUACAAUUAAUAUUGUCAUCACCAGGCUUUAGGUUCAAAUCUUAUGCAUUAAUAUUC